Molecule: messenger RNA, 1378 nt
Organism: Bradysia coprophila
Lineage: Eukaryota; Metazoa; Arthropoda; Insecta; Diptera; Sciaridae
Source: RefSeq, a predicted model, not a curated record
UUUGGUGUUAGUGAGCUACAACCUCUGAACAGUGUGAUACGUAAUACGAAUCGUAUUUAUACAUUUCACCGAAAUUAUGACCUCGUCGAGCUUAAUUAACUUUGAAGUAAAUUAUCCGUGGAUAAAUUCGUCUCUGUUUGAAAAAUUGCUACGAAAAGACUACAAUAGUGAUGACGUUAUUGAGGUCGAAAAAUAUUCGUUGGAACCGGCGUUGAAAAACGGUGAAAAUUUUUUGAGUCAAAUGAUACGGGCAAGAGUUGACUAUAGAGUUAACGGUAGUUUGAACAAAAUAAACUUUGUGAUCAAAGCUCAACUUUUGGACGAGGCUCAGAGUAUCCAUCAAAAUGAAUUAUUUUCGAGAGAAAUUGCCGUCUUCAAGUAUGUUAUUCCAUAUGCAGUAGAGCUGUUAAGAAGAAUUGGUGACGAUACAAAAAUUUCAGCAAAAUGUUACGAAGCCAACUCCGAAAAACUUUAUCUAGUAUUCGAAGAUCUUACAUCUCGUGGAUAUCGAAAUGUUGAUAGACAGAUUGGAUUGAGUGUGGAUAACUAUAAGUCUGCAUUUCUAGUGUUGGCCAAAUGGCAUGCAGCAACAGCUGUAUUAGUGCAAACGGAUAAUCAUCCCACGAUAAGACUAUUUGACGACAUGUUCACUACAACUUUCUUUGAAAAUUUAGUAAAAAGAAUCAUUGAAAGAACCGCCCAAUUUAUCAAAGAAUUUAAACCUGACAAUGAGAAGCUAGCAGUCAAAUUGGAAGCAAUGUCCGAUGGAAUCUUCAUUAAAAUUCAAGAAUCUACCGAAAGAGUUUCCACUGAAUUCAACUGUUUAUGUCACUCCGAUUUAUGGACCAAUAAUAUUAUGUUUAACGACUCCCUUCCGCUGAAUAGCAAUGCCUUGCUCAUUGACUUUCAAAUGGUCCAUACAGCGUCGCCGGUUUUAGAUAUUUGUUACUCACUUUUCUCGUCAUCGGAAGUGUCGGCAAGACAAAAUGAAUUUGAUUUUUUACUAUCCUAUUACCACAACCACCUUUCGUCGACAUUAAAGCAAUUGGGAUACAAGAACGAAAUACCGACAUUGGAUUUCCUAAAAGAUCAAAUGCUACUUAGGGGAAUCUAUGGUGUACCGUUGGGUAUAUGGGGAACGAUUCGAAGAUAUAUAGAGGAAAAUGACAUAAGUGAAAUGGACUUGCUAACAUUGGAUGGCGAAGAGAAUAAAUUGCACUGGUACAACCUCUUCAAUAAUCCUAAGUGUCAUGGCAAGGUAACGUUCUUAUUGGACUACUUCGAUUCGAAAGGGUACUUUGAUAUGAAAGGUAAAUGAUUCGGAAAUUUGUUUGCAAUUGGUACUGUUAUAAAGUUGUUGUCUGUGCUUACGUUUUUA